AGCUUAAUUUUCAUCCAGUAUCAAUCUGCAAUCUCCCAAGUCAACAAGCAUCUUCAACGGAAGUAUAUCCAGAAGCUCAAUACAGUUCAAAAUGUUCAAGCUGGUGCUCAUUUCUGCCCUGGUCGUAGCUGCCUAUUGCGCUCCGGCUGAUAAGCCCAAUCAACAGGGUCUUGAGCAGUCGGAAACGCAGUGGAAUGCUGCGUGGGCCAACCCGGCGGCCAAUCCGAACGCGGCCUGGCAAAAUCCGAACGCAGCAGCCUGGGGUGCCAACAGCUGGAACCGGUGGGGAAACAAUCCGGCCGAUCCUCGUGCUCGCUGGGCUGGUGCUGGUGCUGAACCGUGGAACCGGUGGGGAAACAAUAACCCUGCUGCCUGGAACCAGCAGCCAUGGAACCGUGCCGCCGGUGCUUGGCCUGCUGCCGGAGCUCCCGCCGCCGCCCGUGGCUGGAACCCGUGGUAAACUUUGGAGGAACUGUGAUUGCGUAUGAAGAAACCAACCCAACCCGAACAACGAAUGCUGCACACCAGUGAUUUGUAAGACGAACGCUAUGAUUUUGUACAGUUUUUUUGAUUUUGUAAUAAAUUUUGUGUAUACAUUUAA
Molecule: messenger RNA, 601 nt
Organism: Culex pipiens pallens (northern house mosquito)
Lineage: Eukaryota; Metazoa; Arthropoda; Insecta; Diptera; Culicidae
Exons: 2
Coding region: 92-460 (122 amino acids)
Source: RefSeq, a predicted model, not a curated record